This is a messenger RNA of Magnolia sinica, 1912 nucleotides long. RefSeq names its product protein HOTHEAD. The record is from RefSeq and is a predicted model, not a curated record. Gene Ontology annotation, molecular function: oxidoreductase activity, acting on CH-OH group of donors; flavin adenine dinucleotide binding. Bases 54 to 1838 code for a protein of 594 amino acids. The transcript has 7 exons. NCBI's taxonomy places the organism in Eukaryota, Viridiplantae, Streptophyta, Magnoliopsida, Magnoliales, Magnoliaceae.
UCUCCUAAUAUGUUAAUCGGACUAGCACUACUUCCUACUCCAACCGUGCAUUCAUGGCCUUCAUAAAUGAAUUUCCCGUUGUGGGUUGCGUGCUCUUAAAUAGACACAAGCUUCUGGAGAUGGCAAAGCUCCUCAAGAUCUUCUUCUUUCUCAACAUACUCAGAUUGUCUCAAGGUGGGGCCCCUAAUUUCAACUACCCAUUUCUGAAAAAGGCAAGCACUUUCAGAGGAGUUGGUGGAUAUGAUUACAUAAUAGUAGGAGGUGGAACAGCUGGGUGCCCUCUGGCUGCUACACUCUCACAGCAUUACAAUGUGUUAUUACUGGAGAGAGGGGGAUCUCCUUAUGGCAAUGUAAACAUAUCCCACAUGCAAAACUUCCACAUCUCUUUGGCCGAUGUAGCUCCUAAUUCACCCAACCAAGCCUUCAUUUCCACUGAUGGUGUCAUUAAUGCGAGGGCCAGGGUCUUGGGUGGUGGCACUUGUUUAAAUGCUGGCUUCUAUACCAGAGCUAGCCCAAGAUACGUCCACGAGGUGGGUUGGGACGGCGAGUUGGUGAACCAGUCAUACCCAUGGGUCGAGAAGCAGGUCGUUCAAUGGCCUGCUCUUGUGCCAUGGCAACAGGCUUUCAAGGAUGGUCUCCUCGAUGCUGGGGUCUCACCCUACAAUGGAUACACAUACGACCACUUGUAUGGUACAAAGAUUGGUGGGACCAUAUUCGAUAAGGAUGGAUUCCGGCACACUGCUGCCGAUCUUUUGGCCUCGGCAAACUCCAACAAUCUUAAGGUCUUGAUUCAUGCCAGCGUGCAGAAGAUCGUCUUCGACAAGAGAGGGAGGAAGCCGAAGGCGAUCGGAGUAAUUUUCAAGGACGAGUAUGGGAAGCUUCACCAAGCAUUCAUCUCAAGGCGGAAGAAGAGCGAGGUGAUACUGACUUCAGGAGCGAUAGGGAGCACACACCUACUGAUGCUAAGCGGUAUCGGGCCCGUAUCUGAGCUGAAGAGGAUGAACAUUGAAGUGGUGUUAGCUAAUGAGUUCGUCGGCAAAGGAAUGUCUGACAAUCCAAUGAACACGAUCUUCUUGCCCACAAAAGGCCCAGUGCAGCAAUCCCUCAUCCAGAUCGUCGGGAUUACGAAGAUGGGGUCGUUCAUCGAGGCUAGCAGCGGGUUCGGUCAGUCCUCUGAUAGCAUUCAGUGCAACCAUGGGAUCAUGUCAGCAGAGAUAGGGCAAUUAUCAACCAUCCCACCAAAGCAGAGGACCCUCGAAGCGGCCCGGGCUUACAUGCAAAACAAGCAGGAGCUACCACGUGAGGUGUUCAAGGGUGGGUUCAUACUAGAAAAGAUUGCGAGACCGCUGUCGACGGGCCACAUUAGCCUGAUCACCAAUAACAUCGAAGAUAAUCCCUCGAUCACCUUCAACUACUUCAGCCAUCCAGAGGAUCUUCGAAGGUGCGUCAAUGGCAUACAGACGAUGGAGAGGAUCGCGCAGUCCAAACACUUUAAGGACCUCACCGCCGACGAUGAGUACACCAUGGAGGUGAUCUUGAACAUGAGUGUCAAGGCUAACGUGAACCUCAUUCCUAAGCACACUAAUGAUACUGUAUCCCUAGAGCAGUUUUGUAAGGACACUGUGAUUACCAUAUGGCAUUACCAUGGAGGAUGCCACGUUGGCAAGGUCGUGGGCCCUGAUUAUAAGGUUAUCGGCGUGAAUGCGCUUCGGGUCAUUGAUGGGUCGACGUUCGCCGACUCGCCGGGAACGAAUCCUCAGGCCACUGUUAUGAUGCUGGGAAGGUAUAUGGGAGUGAAACUGUUGAGAGGGAGAUUAGGAAGAGCAGCUGGGGUUUAAAAAGCGCCCACUGGAAGUAGCAUUUGUUGUGCAGCAGAAUGAUAUAUUUUUCUCUUCCUUUUUAUCUAAGAAUU